GCCCCCUGCUGAUGGCGCCGUACCGGAGAAAAGGAGCCGUAAACGCCGCUGAGCUGCUGAGCCGGAGGAGCAGAGGUAUCCGGGAAGCUGGCACUCUGAGCAGGCACAACAUGAGGGUCCUGAGAGGUAUCAUCCUCCAGGACAGCAGGGAGUUCAUUAAAGCAUGGAGCAAGACCUCAAAAUCCACAAUAAAGUAUCAGGAUGGCAAAAUCUACUUACAAAAUUUCCAGAACUGCUACAGCUGUGUUUAUUCAGAGCCUCAACUUCUUUACAAACUGCCCAAGAGAUCUAAAUUGGAGAAAUUUGAAGAUGCCCUGUUGUGUCAGAGCUCGCUUGAAAGUACAUUAGCCUCCCCCUCUGAUCAUAAACCCAGCCUCUUGGCUCUGACGGCCGAUAAUUGGCUGUGUCGCCUUUCAGCUGAAACGGGAGAAGAGCUGCAGAGAGUUUACCUCUCCUCGAAACACAAGUUCAGGUAUCUUGGUUGGGAUGUCACUCAAGAGAUAUUUUAUGUUAAAUCUGUUCAAAACAAAGAAUCAUCUUUAGCACGACAGGCAGGUAUCACUCAGAAUACAGUGAUGCAUAUGGCCAUCUUUCAUGUCUUCCCCCUACAAAUUCUGGGCAUGUUGGAGAUCAACAAAAAGAUAUUUGGCAAUGGGGUCACCGAUGUUGAUCUGUCUCUAGGGGUCCUUGUGGUGUCUUACAGCAACAAGUCAGUGAAGCUGUACAGUUUUGAGCACAUUGUACAAAAGUACUUGACAGAGAAGUUAAUGCUUGGAAAGCAGAGUUCACUUCUUGGAGGCAAAACUGUGGGAGAUACUCCGUUUGGCAUCCCAGUAAAUAUCCAGAUCACAGAUUGUCCUCCAGUGCUCUUUGAAGUGUCAUGCGCUCAUAACAGUUUCCAGAUUGGAGGCUACCCGUGGCACUACAUCUACACACCACCGCAUAAAAGUCACGAAGGCACUCACCACAUCUGUUCUCUCAAGGAAAGCACUUUAGCAAUACAUGGUAUACAAAACAUGGACUGCUGCUCUCUAGUGAGUGAUGCCAUCUUCUUCCACCCUGAUGACUCGGGGAGAAUCUUUCAUGUUGGCCCCGCCACAAUAAAUGUCCUUAAAAUCAAAGGUGAACUGAACAGUGGUUUACCAUCAAAGGUAGUUAAGGAUUUCUCCAUGGCAACUCUUCGAAACAACAAUCCCUCACAAGUAACUGUCACGUCAUCGGGCCGCACAGUGAAGAAAAGAUUUCAUCAGCUGGAUGAUGACCCAGAUUUAGAGACAUUCCAUAUGGUGGAAUAUGAGGAUGAGCUUGACCUUUUGGCAGUGGUGGUAACUAAUGGUGAGGAGGGAGAAGGCAGAGCCCACAUCCGACUGCACGACAACCAGAGUGGGCAGUUACUUCGGACGGUUGAUCUGGAGGAACCAUGGGACGAAACGUACCGACAUGAGUUGUUUUUUGAUAAGGACACAAUUGUUCAUAUUGAACAAAAGAACACCAACUUCUGCUGCCAUGUUUACAAACUCAAGGCUGCCAGAAAAUAAGUGCCAUUUACUUUGUAAGGUUACAUAAAUAUUUGAAUUCAAAACUUGUUUUUGUACAGGUUUUCUGUUAAACAUAUCUGGAUCACUGUGUCAAUGUUUCUUAUGUGUGGGUUACAUUAACUUGGUCCGUCUCAAAUAUCAACAUUAUUUACACUCUUUAUCUUUAAGAAAAAAAGGGUUUUGGUAAUAAGUAAAUGAUGGUCCUUUGCUACUUGUCAUCCUCUCUCUCCCUGUCCUCAAGUAAAAGUAAUAAAGUAUUGACAUCAACAUAUAUUGAAAUAACUAAUGUUGCCCAUAUUAGAAUUAUCUAUAUUUGAGUAUUACAAUAAGUGAAUAAUAAUGUAUUAGUGGAUUAUAUUUUGUAUUUAUGCAUUCACAGUACUUAAAUACUAUUAUAAAAGACUAAAUACAGUCCACUGGUUGUAGCCUAAUAGAUAAAACAUAAACAAAUUGUACCGUAACAUUUUUGUAAUUU
Molecule: messenger RNA, 2013 nt
Organism: Notothenia coriiceps (black rockcod)
Lineage: Eukaryota; Metazoa; Chordata; Actinopteri; Perciformes; Nototheniidae
Gene: dcaf17
Product: ddb1 and cul4 associated factor 17
Exons: 14
Coding region: 12-1538 (508 amino acids)
Biological process (GO): protein ubiquitination
Cellular component (GO): Cul4-RING E3 ubiquitin ligase complex
Source: RefSeq, a predicted model, not a curated record